Molecule: messenger RNA, 1037 nt
Organism: Lotus japonicus
Lineage: Eukaryota; Viridiplantae; Streptophyta; Magnoliopsida; Fabales; Fabaceae
Exons: 5
Coding region: 376-735 (119 amino acids)
Biological process (GO): regulation of peptide transport
Source: RefSeq, a predicted model, not a curated record
UACCAGUUACACACUUUCACAACCUCUGCUACCUCUCACGACUCUCGACCUCUGCUACUUCUCUCAAAGCUUGCGUUACCUCCUGCCUCCGUCGUCCUUGCCGCCACCGCCUCCGUCCCUUCCGCCGCCGCCGGCGCCUCCGCCUCCGCCUCCGUCCCUGCCGCGCCGCUGCCGCUCUUGUUUUGGGUCGCUUCGUGCGCGGUUGGUUGCCCUGUUCUCAUUAACAACGUUCCAUUGUUCCUCUCCUCAAGCAAUUUUCCCCUUCCUCAUAAGGGAAGCAACAAAAGGGUGUGCUUUUCAAGCUGUAUUUGUUCUGUGUAUAUGCUUACAGAGUGAGGCCUUUGUUGUAAUUAUGUGGAGGAUGAGCUGCCAGCCAUGGAUGUCAUGAUUCAUUGUGACCUUAUUCUUGGCUACAUAGUCUGGCCAUUAUCUGCCUUAGGAAUUGAACCUAAGUUUACAAUUCCUCAUUCUGCUAGAGUGGAUGAAGUGGUUCUUGCCAAUGGAUUCAUUGGAAGCGUUCUCUCAGACUAUUUCUGGGCACUCUGUGUUGUAUGGACAACUCCCCUUGUGGCCACUUUGGGCAUGUUACUCACCAUUCCUCUUGCUAUGUUGGCUGACAUGUUGAUCCACGGUCGGCAUUAUUCAGCAUUAUACAUUCUUGGCUCAGUUCAGGUAUUUGCAGGCUUUGUGAUAGCUAAUAUUUCAGAUUGGAUGACAAAGAAGUUGGGAUUAUAACAUAUGGUUUUCUAGAUUAAUUUGGUAAACACUGAUUCUUUCUUUGGUCGGUCAUCUUUCCACUACUAUGAUUGAGUGCUAUACCAUGAAUCAAUAGUCACUCGCCAAUGGGGUGGGUGCAUAGUUUGGGAAACAAAAAAAAGAGUUUAAAAUUAAAACCAAUGUGUUAAUCCCAGUUUUUGUGAUUUUUUAAGGGAAGCAACAAAAGGGUGUGCUUUUCAAGCUGUAUUUGUUCAUUGUAUAUGCUUACAGAGUGAGGCCUUUGUUGUAAUUAUGUGGAGGAUGAGCUGCAAAAAAAAAAU